Ogataea angusta is the source of this 1215-nucleotide messenger RNA. RefSeq lists its product as uncharacterized. The transcript has a single exon. Gene Ontology annotation, biological process: peroxisome inheritance. Lineage: Eukaryota; Fungi; Ascomycota; Pichiomycetes; Pichiales; Pichiaceae. Bases 1 to 1215 code for a protein of 404 amino acids. Gene Ontology annotation, cellular component: extrinsic component of intraperoxisomal membrane. The record is from RefSeq and is a predicted model, not a curated record.
AUGAACCCGCAAUCACACUCAGUAGCCUCUCUGCAGAUGGCGCCUGCCCUGAGACCGCCCUCUGAUCCAGAGACAGUGAGCCUGACGGAGUCGCUUAUACUAAAAUUCCAACAGGAGCUCAACAAGAGCGACGCACACGGCCAGAAUACCGCUGGCCAGUCUGCGAAGCGCCGCGUGCGAGACAUGGUGCGACGGUCGCCGCGAAAACGCGCCGAUCGGCCUUCUUCCCGAGCUCGUUUCCAGUCUCUGUUCAGCAAGAAAGGCAAGAAGAACCAACAAACGUUUGAGGAUGUGGGCCAGGAUGAGCGCAGCACGUUGUUUUCGUAUCCGUCGGCGAAAAUUACGCUCUACGAAGUGUCGCGAAUAAACGAGUCUGCAGCCGACGAAUUUCAGCUAGGGCGAAGCGGCAAUAUUCUUGGCCAUGGACAGUUUGAAAUUUACCAGAUUCAGAACAAGAGCAUCACCUAUUUUUCGUGCGGCUCGGUUGUGUAUCCGAUCAUGCCACGGCUUAGGGUGCUGAAAAUUAGCGCAAGCUCGUUCGUUGUUCCGUUGUACAACCCCGAACGAUAUUGGAAAAUCACGUUAUUCACCCAAGAUGCAGCAACAAUAGCGCAACUGGACUCGGUUUUCAGGGGUAUUUGCCAAUUUUGUACCAUGUGCGAUUCGCAGGAUGCAGAGGAAACGGCUGAGCAGCCCGGCGAAGAGCCCGUUGAGGAUGGUGUGCCGUCUGCGUCGCUGAGUCCGUCGCAUUCGCUGUCCUCUUUGAAUUCGACAAUAGCAUGUUUCAAUUUGAGCAAGGACAUUGAAACAAGCGAGGCCGAUUUUCUGAAACACCCAACGCCUAUCAAGUUGAAAUCCGUGUCAUCGUCUUUAGACUCUAUUUUGGACCGGUUCCAGCUGGACUCCGACGAGGAGGACAGAGACGAUAAAAUCGACAAGGCGACGACAGACGAAAACGAGUCCACGGUCAAUUCCAGUACCAUGAUGUCUUUUGAAGGCGACAGCAAGGCUCGCACACUCAACAAGAGGUACUCCUUGACGUUCAAAGAGUGCGACGUGAGCAUUUCAAGCUUGGACUUCGACAUGGGUUUUUUGAAAGAGGAGGACGAAAACAACGAGGUCAACGGAGCUAGCAUCCUAAAGGGCUCGCGCUCGAUGCAGCUGCUGAAGCCCGCUACUGCCAGACCCUGGAGCACGCGAGUGUUUGGGUGGUGA